Nilaparvata lugens (brown planthopper) is the source of this 6899-nucleotide messenger RNA. Its product is annotated as golgin subfamily A member 6-like protein 22. The record is from RefSeq and is a predicted model, not a curated record. The coding region runs from base 304 to 4554 and encodes 1416 amino acids. NCBI's taxonomy places the organism in Eukaryota, Metazoa, Arthropoda, Insecta, Hemiptera, Delphacidae. The transcript is spliced from 14 exons.
UAGGGCUGAAAGAACGUUCUUAUUUAACGAUUAUGGGAAAAAUCCUCCAAAUUAUAAGAUUAAUGUUGUGUAGAACGAUCGGCUACCAAUUAUGUAAAUGUCUGUAAAGCUGAAAAAACAGUGCGGAAAUUAUCUCUAUCAAAUUUUUUUAAUCGACGGAAUGUUGUUUCUGCUCUUGUGAAGCAUUACCAAGUAAUCGGAAUAGGAUAGAUUCUGGGAAGAAUUCGAAUUGUUCUAGAGAGGGAGAUUUUCAGGUUCAUAUUCUCAUUCCAUUUCAUCCCUUCCAAUCUUUUGUUAUUAGUUAUGUUCAAUUUUUUCAAAAAAAGUAAAUCGAAAGAUAACAAUUGCUCAACGAGAGGGAACAACAAAAAUAAAAAAGGAAAACAACAAACUGUUGCCUCCAAUUAUCACACGGAUAGCUCGGGAAAAAGUGGUACACAGUUAACAAAAUCAAAAGAAGAGACGAAAAACAAACAAGAAAGAGAGACCAGUAAUGGAGAGCGAGAUGAGGUGUGUGAGAGUUUGAAUUUGGAGAAGAUUACUGGAGAGAAAGUGAUGGGUAAUACUGAGAGUAAAUCUGAGAGCUCGUCUCCAGGGCUUAACACGAUUGGUGGCAACGAACAGGCUGAAUCGAACACGGCCAGGACAGAAUUCUUGCACUUGGAUAAAAAUGCGAAUGGCAUUGUUGGAAAGGCAGAUAGCUUGACAAGCAAUUCAACAAGCUCGCCAACUGUUUCAGAUUUGCUGCGCGGAACCGGUUCCUGGGAAAGUGCGUCGUCCAAUGAGCGGAAAAAGAAGGAGAGUACACCUGACAGCGAUAUAGUUUUCAAGACUGCUCCCAACACGCCUGUACUGUCUCGUGACGACAAUCGUCCUCGACAACUAACUCUGCCAGCUGAGCUUCCAUCUAUUUUCGAGGAUACAAAACUCCCCCAAAUGGAGAAAAAUCUACAAGAAUGUGAUAAUAUACAGGAAGAAACUGAUCAAAAGAUAAUAGGGGACAGUGAUAUUAUGGGUAGAAAAGUACCUGACAGUGACCAAGAAGACAUGAAACCUGAUGCUAAUCCCUCAAACCAUGUGAAACCUGUUCUUCUGAACAUCAAUAAUACAGGUUCAGAUUCUAAGUUCAAGGAAUCCGAUAUUAAGCCAAUUGUAGACGGAGAGAGGUCUUCUAGUGAUUUGAUGAACUUCAAGGUUGAGCCUUCAGUAACUGUAAACGGUGAAAAAGCUACUGGUGAUUUGGAAAGUUAUAGUGACUGUAUGAAAAACGAAAAAUGUUCACCAAUUGACAAUGAACAGAAUGUUGUGAACUCAAAAGAGAAUUCAGAUGAGAAAAUUGUUCCAGAUAUCGAUAGUGCAGCGACAUCCACUCCGGAUGUACGAUCUAUUUGUGAAAUCUCUGAACAAUCUUGUGAAAAAGAAUGUGAGGAUGUAGUGAUUGAAACCCGAAAUUCAGCUUUCUUCAAAAACAAUGAUGAUUUUGAUCCGAAUUCUACUCUUAUAUCGGGAGAGGUGAAGUUCAAUCCCCCACAAGACAGUAAAAGAGUUAUAGUGGAUGAGUACACAAGAAACAUAAAUUCGUGUAGUAGUGCCACUGAUACUGAAAGUCGAGAGACAGAGGAUGAUAAGGAUUCAGAAACCUGUCAUGGUAGGAAAAAGUUUGACACUGCUCUGGAAUUGUCGUCUUCGUCAAAUCCAACAAAUCGAUCUACUAAUCAUAGUAUCAAGUUUGGCAGUAAACUUGAUAUUGGUUCAAGACUUCCCAACUGUGACGAACUUUUAGUGAAGUUGAGUACUGAUUUUCCUGACAAUUCUUCUUCUCAAUCUGAGGACGAAAGUGUUGUUUGCGAGAAGAGUGAGCCAGCUACAAAUGACGAAUCAUCAGUGGAAAACGUGGCUGAUGCUCGAGGAUUAAACUCUGGUCAUGACUCGAUGGGCAAUUCUUGCUUCAGUAACGACUUUGAAGUGUCUGUGUGUAUUUCGAUGGGGAGAAACGAUGGAGCAAAAGUUGAAGAGGAGGUUUCGACUGAAGUAAGCGAUUGUGAAUCAAUUCAAUCUGCUGGUUUAACGGAGUCGGUUUUCAGCGGAGGUAACCGGACAAGUGAAGCGGAAAAGGAACACAGUGAGAGUGCCGCUGGAAAGAUUCGUGAAGUGGAAAACUUGUGUCCCGUCGCCGAGAAUAAUAAUGGAUGUUUGGUAGAUGGAAGCUGCAGUGAGAGCACGAAAGCCGAUCUCCAACCAGCGGGUAUCGAAAAUCUCCCAAAAAUUAUUAUAGAAUCAGUCGAGGAGCAAGAAAACGGAUUUGUAAGACACGAGGAGAAUGAAACGGAAGAGAAUUGUGGAGAGAUUUAUGGGGAUGAAGAAAGCAGCGACGAUGAUGAUGAUAGCGAAGAACCGUUGACGGUUAUGGAGAGAUCCGACUUCUUAGUGGAUAAGGAGAAACCUCUGGAUGGAGAGCAACAAGGAGAGAGUUCGGCUUGCGUGAGAGACACAGCUGCCCAAGUCCAAGCGGUGAUGCUCGAUAGAACAAAGGAGCAUCUUGUCAAUGCAGAGAAACGGGCAGAGAAACAGAUGGCUGAUUUGAAAUCAGAAUUGGAUGACAGUGAGAAGGAAAUGUUCAGGAUGAGAGUCCAAGUUCAAGACUUACAACGGGAAUCAAUCGCUAAAACAGGAGGAAUGGAGAGACUGCAAGCUGAACUUUCUGCUGCUUACAAGGAUUCUGAAUUUGUCAGAAGAAAAUUAAAGAGACUGGAAGAGGAGCUGGCUAGCUUCAAACAAAAAAACUCUGAUCUCACCGAGGAAUUGAGGCAAAAGGCUGAAAUCGAGAACGAGAAUGAUUACUGGAAAGUGAUGGAAUUAGAGAAUGAAGGUAAAGAGCUGACCAGGAGAGUGAAAGAAUUGGAAGCUCUUCUAUCGGCAACCAGGGCAGAGAGAGAUGAGUUGAAAAAGAAAGUUGAUGAGUUAUUAGCUGAGAGCGAGGAGGAAAGAAAAGUAGCUCAAGAGGCUCUUGACGAAGCCAUGGUAGAAAAACUAGCCAUGCAAGAAAAGUAUGAAAGAGAGUUCGAGAAGCUUAGAUCCGCCAACAUCGACAGGGAGCAGAAAAUGUUGGACGAUUUCGAGUGGAAACUGAGAGAAGUGGAGCAGGCGUGUAAGAAGCGGUUGGAUGACAAAGAGCAAACCUCAAAGCAACUAGUCAGAGAAGUCGAGGGAAAAUUAACAGUCGCCGAAGGGAAACUAGCUCAGCUCCCUCAUUUGAAACAAUGCGAACAAGAACUGAAUCAUCUACGAGAACGAAGUAUUGAACAACAGCGAACUUUGCGGACUGCCACUAGACAAUUGGAACAGCUGCAGGACUCCGACAAGCAGCAGCAUGAAGAGAUUCAACAGCUCAAACAACUACUGGAAAAGGAGAAGUCGCAUCUUACGACUGUGCAGAGUAUCCAUUACCGAGAACUGGCCGAGAAAGAUAGAAAACAUCAAUUCAAAUUGGAUCAACAAAAGACUGAGAUAAAUACUGAAUGGGAGGAUAAGAUGAGAAGAGAAACGCAACGAAUAAAAACUGAAUCAGAUCGAAAUCACAGAACGGAAAAGUUACAAGCACUUGAUGAAGCGAAAAGCCAGCAUCAGCACAAACUUAGAGAACUUGAAACUUCCUGGGAAAAGAAGCAUACAGCCUGCGUGAAAGAGAUUGAUAGCUUGAAAACGAAACUUUCCGAAAAAGAAGACUACUAUAUACAGGAGUUUGAAACUAUUCAAACAAAAGCUGACCGAGACAUCUUUGAAUUAAGAAGAAAACUGGAUAAGAUUGACUUAUCUUAUCAGGAGCAAAUAGAGAAGAUACAACAAAAGCAUGAAAAAGAGCUGGUUGAGGUGCGGGAAGACGCAGACAGGAGAAUACAGCAAUGUGAACUGAACGCCCAACACCAGAUUGGUGCAUCUCGCACAACCAUUGAACUCGUCAAAGAGCAAAUGCACCGAGAAUCACAGGAAAAACUGCAACAACUUAGUGAACAUCACCGCAGACAACUUGAGGAGCAGUGGGAGCAAUUGGUGCAGGAGCGUGACGACGCAAUAGCCAUGAUCGAGCAGAAGCACAGAACCAGCAUGGAAAAACUCCGCAACGAACUCGAUUCAAUUUACAAGGGCAGAGAUUCUCGUGAGACUGAGGAAUUAUGUUUGCAGAAUUCUUUUGCAAAUGCAGAAAUCAAUGAUAGUAUUUGGAAUUCCUUGUGGAGUCGUUUAUUAGACACGUUAAACAAUAUGAGGCAGGAGCUCUCAGGAAAAACUACACACAUUGGAAGUUUGGAAUCAAACGUUGAAGAACUUCAGGAGAAUCUGGAGGUGUUGAACUGUGAAGUGAACAACAAAGCACAACAAAUUACUAAAGUCAUGAAGGAAGGAGAAGAGGUAUUAAGCAAUAGCGAGAGCGGUUCUAUGCGGACAGCUAUGACCGUAUUACUACUUCCGUUUCUAUCGUGGCUCGUUUUUAACUCGUACCCGUUCACACUCUUCUCUUUCUUACUAGCGUUGGCCUUGCUGCUAAUCGUCAGCUAAUCGUCAGCUUAUCAACAGUUAAUCGUCAGCUAAUCGCCGAUUUGCUUCACACUCACGGGAGCGACACGCGAGGGAAGUACCUCCUCGAUCACUCUAUUUUUUCUAUUUCUCCUCACAACGUCAAUUUCCUUGUCUGUGAAGUGAUGCAACCCAGUGAAAAGUGAUCAUAGAGACAUCUCUCAGAGUUUUGUGCUUUUUUGUGAAAACUUCAAGCAAGACUCAAAUUGUGUUGUCAUACAUGUGGGAAACGAAUACUUUAUCAUGUAAAACUAUGAAAUGUUGUUCAAAAUUGUCAUCAAACGUAUCAAAUUUGGAUAUUUUUUCCUUUCAAGUGAUUCAAUAUUCUCCUCAAUGAAUAGUGAUAAAUUUCUAUUUUUUUCGCUUUGAUUUGAGACAAAUUCAAACAAGGCUUUCAACUCCCAUAAAAAUUAUGUGAAAAAUAGAUUCACAACUGAGUAAAAUUCCCAGUAUAGCAACAUAUUAUUUUUAUAUACAUUUUUGGAGAAUGGUUUGCUUUUUUCUAAUUAUUUUCGUCUAAUAUCUCCCUUCUCGCCUGUCGCUCUAGAGUGUUGUGUGCUCCUGCUGGCUUCCUUGAAGUUUUCAAUAAUUGAAAAUUAUCGAUUAUUUUCAAUAAUAUUGUUAUCGAGUGCUGUGUCGUGUGAUAAUGGAUUUAAAAUAUGUAAAGUAGAUCUAAUUGAUUGUCUAAUUAUUUUAGUUAUCGUUUGUUUCAAGCUUCAUGCAUGUUGAAUAAGACGGCUAUUGUCUAAUAUAAAUUUUUGUAUUUUGUUUAGCGAAUUAUAAAUGUUUGUAAAAACUGUCAAAAUGUUUACUGUGAUGUAUUGUGAUAAUAUGUCGAGUGAUAUAGUUAUUCUUUUUUAUGUUUGAAAUAAAUGUUUUCCACAAUGAAUUUCGAUAUUAUUUUCCAUCAUUAUUUCAAAAAAUAAUGUUAGGCUAGUUGAGUGUUGAAAUGUUGAAUACAGUGGUUUUCCGAAAUUCGAAUGGCAGUAAUAAUUAACAUUUAUUUUCAUCAAUAAUCUAUUGGAAUAAUAGUUUGAUAAUUUUUCAUGGUUGUGAAAUGAUUGAAGAUGAAAUGAAGAUGGUAUUUAGAAAAAUUAUUAAAUUAAUAGGAUCAAAAUUCAAUUUGCUUUCAUGAUGUCAAUCUAGUUAAUCUCAUGAUUGAAUGAACUCAACUUGGUACUUACCAAGAUUGGUACUUACAAUUGUAUAUUUACAAAACAAUGAUAAUGAAGCUUGUCAAAAUAAUACUUUGAGUGAAAUUUCACGAUUUCAUCCAAUUAUAUUCAAAUACAUUCUUUAAUAAAUCAUAGAAUCAUUUGAGUGUAAAGAAUAAUCGUCAUUGCAAUCUAUAACUUCAUACUCUCAUAAUAAAAGAUUUUUAUAAAACUUGAUGAUUCAAAUCUUGAAAGUGUGUGAAAAUAUAAAAUAUAUACAAUCACUGUAGAUAACACCUGCAAAAGAGGAAUUAUCUCAUGCAAGAUAUAUACUAAUUAUAUAAUUGAAAAUAAUAGAAAGUUUCAGUAUUUUAAAAACUCACUUAUUUUCCCCCUUUCAGUAGAUAUCCUGCAACAUUCUCACUUAAUGCUGGGCUGCACCAUAUUUUCUCUAUUGUUUAACAAACCGAGAUUAAAUGCAAUCUCAAUAAGGUCACAUCCAGUAUACUUAGUUCUAUAUUCACAUUGGUCGUAGUUUAUGCAAUCCAGCAUAAAUUGAAAUUAAACCAAUAUUCAUUUUAACAAAUAUUAUGCUUCUAAUUUUUAAUUUUGAACUUUGUUUUUCUUAGAAAUUUGAAUUGUUUUACGAUGGAACAAUAGCACACUAUGGUAUCUCUUGUUUAUUAAAUACGAUGAUUAGUUAUUCCAUCGACAGAAAGAAACCAAUGAUAAUCUGUCAUUCUCGUGAGUUGUAUUUUCAGUUGAAACCAUGAUGCUGUGAACCUCGAAAAUCAUUAUCCAAGUGUUGAGAUUUUGUGAACAAUCAGAAUAGAAGAAGACAACAUAUUGUGUUAUAAUUCAAGUUGAAACCAUGAUUCUGUGGACAUCGAACAUCAUUAUUGAAGUGUUGACAUUUUGUGAACAAUUCAAAUAGAAUAGGACAACAUAUAUCUAUUGUGUUUUCAAUUCCAAAAUGAAAAUUGGGUAGCCUUCUUUAAAAAUUCAAUGAAGGCUGAUAGAGAAAAAAGUCUAUUUUUUGGAUUAAUAUAAUCCAACUUCUGAAAAUUUUUGAAAUCCAGUUAACCUUUGUCUACCAAGUACUUACUACUUAUCUGAAUAUAACUCGAUAUACAUUAUUUUGCAUUGCAUAAUAAUUAUAUACUUUGUGAUUGU